Messenger RNA from Nicrophorus vespilloides, 4383 nucleotides. Its product is annotated as nuclear pore complex protein DDB_G0274915-like. Lineage: Eukaryota; Metazoa; Arthropoda; Insecta; Coleoptera; Silphidae. The transcript has 7 exons. The record is from RefSeq and is a predicted model, not a curated record. The coding region runs from base 340 to 4299 and encodes 1319 amino acids.
UAUAUUUUAAAAUUGAACGGCCAAGGCGACGCGGCGGCGCCAAUCAAAUAAAUGCUUUGCAAUGCCAUAUAGAUACGUAAAAAUUAGUGGUCUAUUAGUGUAUAUUCUAGUGAAACUCGUGUGAAUACCAGUGUAACUGACCAGUGGAGUUGAGAUUUUUUAAAAAUUUGUAAAGUUAUUACCGCAUGAUUUUGUUGUAUGUGAUAACAGUUCAAUUACAAAGUGCGUUACUUUUCAUUUACACCGUAUAAAGUUUUAAUCUUAAUCAUUUAGGUUAAAUUAUAGAAACGAAACAUCUUACACAUAGGUAACCUUCAAUUCUAACCUAUUUUUAAGACAAUGCAGAACUCACAAUUUCCUGAAACUCCUCCUAUAUUUUCUCCAAUAAAUGGGAAAUCUAAGCGAUCUGUAAAUACAUUUGUUACUCCUAAGAAAGAUGUCUCAUUUUUAUCAUCAACAAGACAUUCAAUAACCAAAAGUUCACCACGCUACUCUUUGUCCCAAACAGUUACACCAAAAUUUCAAAAUGAUAAUACGAAAAGAAAUGGACCUCUACUUGCUUCUACACAGUUCAAUGUAAAUUUAGGAACAUACACUGAUGUUAAGAGUCCAGGUCUAGCUACUCGUAUUGUUCAAUACAAUAAUGAGCAAACACCAGAAUUACCAGCACCAACCCAUCAAUCAAAAUAUGGAAGCCCUGGAUUGUUCCCAGUAGUUCAUUUUUUUAAAAAAGGUUUGCCUGUAAUUACACCCAAACAAAGUAAAGUUACAAUGAAAAUUGCAACACCAGAUUCAUUUUAUUACAAUGGAAAUAGUAGUAUCUUAUAUGAUGAAUCAUAUUCAAGUCCAAAACCUGAAGAAUCUGAUAUAAAUACUAAAAGUGUUCUAGAUGCUUUGAAGGAAAUUUCUAGAAAAAGAAUUCAUGUUACUGAUGAAUUUGAUGUAGAAUCAGAAUCGUUGAAAAGAUCGAAACGUCAGGAAUAUAAUUUAAAUGAAUAUAGCAAAAGAAAUCGUGAAGACUCUCCAACACAUUCAGAAGUAACUAGUCCAAGUUCAAUGCAAAGUACUAAAAGAAUGUGCAUUGUUGAUCCAGUUUAUGCUUCAAGUACUUCAUAUCAAAUGUUUGUAGAAAAAGGAACAAAACGAAAAUCGAAAGAAACUGAAGAUAUUAUCCUGGAAAACAAUCAAAAACAAAUCAAAUUAUCCAAUGCUGAGACUCAAACUUUGCCUUUGGUUGAUAAUACUAAAGAAAAAUUGCAACAUGAGGAAAAUAUAUUAGAAGAUAAAAGCAAGAAAGCUGAUUUGGAUAAAGAGAGAACUCUCAAAGAUAAAGAUGAAACAGAUAUAAGUGUAGUAUUACAAGUAUUUGAUGAGGCACCAUUGGAGAUACACAAGAAGAACAAACUUGCAACUAUUUUGGGAGCAAUAACUGGCGAGAAACCUCAAUUAAUAUCAUUCGAUAAUGAAGAAAACGGUGCAGAUAAAGAUGAGGAAUUAGUUUCGAUUCUAUCGCCAAAAAAUAAAUCUAAACAUGACAAGCAUGUUCAUUUUGGAGCUAAUUCCACAGCAUUAUUUGCUGCUACUGACGAUGACUCGUCAAAGUCUAAAGAAGACAGUGAAGUUAAAAUAAACAAUUUUACAAUGCCUCUUUCUGGUACAAAAAUUGAUACAAGUAAUAAUAGUACUGCGACAAUAUCAAAUUUGGGUUCAACGUCUAAUACUAGUAAACUAUUAACAAGUUCUGUUACAUCUACUAGCGGCGGUGGAGGAUUUAAAUUUGAUUUAACAUCGAAACCCAAUAUAUCUGAAAAUUCUGUUUUGAAAGUAAUUGGUUCGGAGGUACCAAAAUUAUCAUUUAUGUCAUCGUCAAAUGGAACUGGUACAUCAGUACGCAACUCAGCUAUUGAAUCGUUAAAUAGCACUAAAACGGAUUCUGCUGAACCUCUGAAUGUUGCUACUUUAAAUACUACUACGACUGUGAGUAAGUCAGACACAAUUGUGAAACCGUUAUUUGGAAGUAGUGAAACCGCAAGUUCCACAGAUGAGAAAAAUAAGUUUACAGUGUUCAACGCAGUUACACAAGCCCCCAAAUUAGGAACAAAAUCUACAACUAAUAUUAAUUCACCUGCUACGACUAAAGCAUCGAUGUUCAAUGCAACUCAAAGUUCUAAUGUUACAAAAGGUGGAUUUUCCUUUGGAACUUCGCCCAAUAGUCUUCAAGCGUCAUCUGCCAAUCCAUUUGUUAACUCUAGCACCGCACCAACUACUUUCGUUACAUCUACUGGUAAUACAAGUACUUCAAUAGUACCGUCGAUUGGUUUUGAUACAUUUGGAAAACAAGGAACAAAUAUAACCUUUGGCGCUGCUACGACGACUCCAACUUUUGGAACAGGAUCAACUACAAGCACAUCAAGUUUUGGAACAACAGGUUCCAUUUUAGGAUCUACAUCAGUAUCAACAUUUGGUGCACAAAAUAUAGUAACAACAGCACAGAAAACGGCUGCAACAUUUGCAGUACCUUCAACGACAUUUGGAAGCACUGGUCCAUUUGGAAAAUCGAAUGCAAGUGGCACAUUCGGUCAGCCAACAAAUAGUUUUGCAACAAAUCCUGUCUCUAGUUUUGGUACAACAUCUACAACAGGUUUUGGUGUAUCGACAACGACACCAACUGUAGCCGGUUUCGGUAUAACGACCACAACACCAUCUGUAGCCGGUUUCGGUGUAACGACCACAAAACCUGCUGUUGGUUUUGGAGUAACUACCACAACACCUGCUGUUGGUUUUGGAGUAACUACCACAACACCUGCUGUUGCUUUUGGAGUAACUACCACAACACCAGCUGUUGGUUUUGGAGUAACGACCUCAACACCUACCAUUGGAUUUGGUGUUACGACCGCAGUAUCAACGGUCGGUUUUGGUGUACCAACAAUGACACCUACGGCCGCGUUUGCUGUACCUACUUCAACUCCUACAUUCGGUUCAUCUGUAAAUACGAAUUUUGGAGCAGUUACCGUUGCCACAACGUUUGGCUCAACAAUUCCUUCUUUUUUAUCACCCACUGGAAGUUCAGCAGGUUUCGGAAACACAUCCACCAUAACACAAAGUGGUUUCGGAGUAAAUACGUCAACCACUUCAACUUUUGGCGCACCAGUAAGUUCUGCAUCUGUUUUCGGUUUUGGUGGAAAGACAACUGCUGCUGCAACUACCUCUACAUUCAGUUUUGGCGCAACGACAACAACUCCGUCUUUUGGUACAAAUAGUACAAAUACUUUUGGAGCAACAAAACCAGCUUUUGGUAAUUCAUUUGGUACCAAUUCUGGUUUUUCUAAUCCAUCCACAACCCAGUCAGCAACCUUUGCAUUUGGUGAUAAGAAAACAUUUGGAGCUCCCACACCUGCAACAACAGCUUCCACAUUUGGUGGUUCACAAAAUACAGCGGCACCACCAAUGUUUGCUUUUGGCGGCGGAAACAAUUCCGCAAAUAACAAUGCAAAUACUUUUGGAAAACCAAGUUCGGCAGUGGCAAGUGGCAAUACGUUCAAUUUCAACGCUUCAAAAAAUGCAGUACCAGCAUCCGGUUUUACAAAUAAUUCAACAUCUUUCGGAAACCCUACUACUACCCAGUCUAGUUUUGGCACUGCAUCUACUUCAUCAUUUGGAAAUGCAACGGCUGCAUUUGGAGCCACUACUACAACAGGAGGAUUUACUGCACCUAAAACUACAGUCAACACGUUUGGUUCAACAAAUACACCUACAUUUGGAACGACCAAUGCAACUCCAGCAUUUGGGACGGCUCCGCCCAGUUUUCCCGCUGCUAAUAGCACUUUUGGCAGCUCUGCCGCACCAGCAUUUGGAAGCGGUAAUGGUUUCGGUUCUAAUAAUUUCAAUGCUUCAACGGGAUUUGGAGGUAGUGGAGAUGCUGCGAAACCUCAAACUUCUGCUUUCAAUAACAAUUCGACAACAAAUUUUGCGUUUGGUGCAAACAAUAAUGCACCUGCCGCGUCCCAAACAAAUGCAUUUGCAUUUGGUGUAGCUGCCCCUCCUAAAGCAGGAGUCUUUUCAUUUGGUAAUACUGAAGCACCAAAGCCAGGGUCGUUUAAUUUUUCUGCUGGCUCAGCUACAACAAGCUUUGGAAAUAAUGCAGCUCCGAAUUUCGGUAGUCCAACCCCAAACUUCCAGGGUUUUAACGGAGGCGCCCCGCAAUAUAAUGCACCUUCUCCUGGCGGUGCCAUGUUUAGUAUUGGAAGUGGAUCGUCGACGAAACAACGGACUCAGCUGAAAGCCAAAAGGCGAACUUAAUAUAAGUAGUGUUGGGUCUUUUUUUAUAAAAAAAAGGCAGGUAAUGUAUGAUGUUUAUUUAUUUUAGGUAUAAUUUAUUCAAAA